This is a messenger RNA of Ictalurus punctatus (channel catfish), 1280 nucleotides long. RefSeq names its product EBP like (gene ebpl). Bases 78 to 695 code for a protein of 205 amino acids. Gene Ontology annotation, biological process: sterol metabolic process. Gene Ontology annotation, molecular function: cholestenol delta-isomerase activity. Gene Ontology annotation, cellular component: membrane; endoplasmic reticulum. NCBI's taxonomy places the organism in Eukaryota, Metazoa, Chordata, Actinopteri, Siluriformes, Ictaluridae. The transcript has 4 exons. The record is from RefSeq and is a predicted model, not a curated record.
GUCUAGCCAAGAAGUGAGGCUAAAGUUCAUUUGUUGAUUCCUCCUAAUACUUCUGGAGUAGUUCUGUUUGCUCUAAAAUGCCUGAGGAUCCCACACUUUUCACCCCAGUAACGGUCGUCUCUCUUCUGGCCUGCGCCGCCCAGUUUGCCGUCGGUUUCAUUUUGGCGCAAAUCUGGGGCAAAAAAUGUUCAUCAACCGAUAGGUGGGUCCUGGUCUGGUUGUUCUACGAUGCCAUUGUCCACAUUACUCUGGAGGGUCCGUUUGUUUACAUGUCACUGGUUGGAACUGUUGCAACAUCAGAUGGUAUAUUUGCCGAAUUGUGGAAAGAAUACGGGAAGGCAGAUCAGCGCUGGCUCCAUUCAGACCCAACCAUCGUAUCAUUGGAGCUGCUGACUGUCGUCUUGGACGGGUUCUUAGCGCUGCUUUUGGUCUACGCUAUUAUUAAAGACAAGCAUUACAGGCACUUUGUUCAGAUCAGCCUGUGUGUGUGUGAGCUUUAUGGAGGCUGGAUGACCUUCUGCCCAGAUUGGCUGAUGGGAAGUCCUAACCUGAAUAUCAAGAACUGGCUCUACCUGUGGGUCUACCUGGUUUUCUUUAACGGCGUGUGGGUUGUGGUGCCUGGACUCUUGCUCUGCCAGUCAUGGAAGGAUCUACAUAAAUCCCAUGAAUAUAUGAAGAAGAAUAAGAAGAAGUAGAUAUGCAGACUUGAUGUGUUUGUUUAGGAAGAAACAGUAAGAGGCAGAACAGUGACUGUGAGCAGAUUGAGAUACAUAAUUCCUCAUAUUGUUUAUGUUUGUGAUUUUGUUGGGUAAAAAUUGUCCUUAUCAAUUCUAAGUGCACCACGUAGUGAUUUCUGCCCUAAAUACUCAAUCCUAACAGCUGGUGGAUUAUUUAAUGGUUCAGUUAAUCAGAUUUUAGCAGUCAUGGAUAUAUACAUAUAUUUUUGUAAAAUGGCACAGAUUUGUUGCUCAACAUUUAUUAACUGUAAUACUUUUUAAUAAAUAGUCAUGCUUGUUUUGGUAAACAAAGAACAAAAUGUAUUACUAAGUGAAUGACCAGCUGUAUAUGAGGCACACCCAAGAACUCACAUCUACCUCAGAAACACAUAAACAUGACAACCCAAUGAGGAGAAUUUUGUUAUAUUUUAUGAUACACAAUAUUUGUAUUGACACAGUCAAGCAUACUAUAGUUAAAUCACCUAGCUUUUAGUAUUGUGGAUUAAUUUAUGCAUUUCUGUACAUCAUAAGCAAAUAAUUGAAAUAAAUGUGAUACUCUUGUAA